GCUCCACGGCCUGUUUAGUCGGCUACCUGCGCGUCUGCUUUCCACCAUAAACUCUUCCGCGUUUUCCUGCCGCUCUCGGUCUGUGACGUGUCGUGCUGACGGCGGCCUCGGCGCUUGGAGGAGCGGGGGGCUGUAGCAUUGACAAGAUCAGGCUCCAGACGCCCUGCUUUGCUUUUGAGUGGAGCUCCAGAAACAUCCCCUCCAGACCCCUCCUUCUCGGCUCCUCUGCGGCCCGCCCAAAUAACACCAAAUUCCCGAUUGAAUCUAGCCUGAGCCUGGGUGUGGGGGGGAACCAGGCGGCCUGGGAAGCCGAGGAGUGGACGGAGGCCAUCCCUGCUGCAUAAAUCUGCUCUCCAAUAACAAAUGCAGUGCAAGGACAAUGGAUGAGGAUGUCACCAGGCUUUCAAUACAUUCUGAAGAGCCUAAAAUAAUAUUACACGGAUCGGAUGAGGGUGGUGCCGACGGGCAGGAGUUUGUUGUGGAGCUUCAAGAGACUGUGUUGGUGUCUGAGGGCGAGGGUGAAGGCAUGGCGGUGCACAGGUUUGCCCCAGACGAGCUAGUCAUCCAGGAUGCUGUUGAGGAUGUGGUAUCUGAGUAUGUGCACUGCGAUGAAGAUGAAGAUGUCGCUGUAGAAACCUGCGUGAUGGCCUUGGACGGUGAGGAGGAAGGCGUCGCCAUGGGUGACAUCCCCGAAGACGGCCUCGACCCCGAAGAGCAGGACGACGAUCAAGAUGGCUGUGGAGAUUAUCUGAUGAUAUCCUACGAAGCUGGUAAAAUGGUGUCGGAGGAUGGCACAGAAGUAACCGUGGAAGGAGCGGUGGAGGACCAGGAAGUGGAGAAGGACGAGGAUGGACAAGAAGUGAUAAAAGUGUACAUCUUCAAGGCUGACUCCGGAGAGGAUGAUAUGGGAGAGUCUGUCGACGUCAGCGAUGGGGACAUGGACAAUGUGGCGCUGACAGAGUCUUCGGGCCAAACACUUCGAGAGAAGAUGGUUUACAUGUCUGUUGGCGACUCUCAUCACCAAGGAAACCACGGUGUGGAGGACAGCGAGAGCUGCGAAAACGGCAAUGGAGCAGCGAGCGCAUUUCUGCACAUUGACGAAUCUGAUGGCGUUGACGAAGUUGGCCGACAGCGCAACAAGACCAAGCGACGAUCUGAGCCUCGACAAGUCCAAACAGCCAUCAUCAUCGGUCCCUACGGUCAACCUCUGACAGUAUAUCCCUGCAUGCUCUGCGGCAAAAAGUUCAAAUCGCGAGGUUUCCUGAAACGGCACACCAAGAAUCAUCACCAGGAGGUUCUGACCAGGAAAAAGUACCAGUGCACAGACUGUGAGUUCACCACCAACAAGAAAGCCAGCCUCCAUAACCACAUGGAGGUGCACGCCCUGAGCAGCAAGGCGCCCUUCGAGUGUGAAAUGUGCGGCAAGGAGUUCCACCAACAGUCUGCGCUUUUCUCCCACCGUCUGCAGCACCACCACCGGGAGCCAAAGAAUCAGCCGCCGCCGCCCGCCAAGACGCACAAAUGCAAGUUCUGUGAUUACGAAACUGCUGAGCAAGGACUGCUCAACCGACACUUGUUGGCCGUUCACAGCAAAAGCUUCCCGCACAUCUGUGUGGAAUGUGGCAAAGGCUUCCGUCACCCCUCGGAGUUGAAGAAACACAUGCGCACGCACACGGGCGAGAAGCCUUACUCCUGCAUGUACUGUGACUACAAGUCUGCCGACUCGUCUAACCUCAAGACUCACAUCAAGACAAAGCAUAGCAAGGAGAUGCCAUACAAGUGUGAGCGCUGUUUCCAGACAUUUGCAGAGGAGGAGGAGCUGAACCAGCACGGACUGACACAUGAGGAGAAUAAGACCCACCAUUGUGCCCACUGUGACCACAAAAGUUCCAACUCCAGCGACCUAAAACGGCACAUCAUAUCCGUGCACACCAAGGACUACCCGCACAAAUGUGCAGUGUGCGGCAAGGGGUUCCAUAGGCCGUCUGAGCUCAAGAAGCAUUCUGUCGCCCACCGCACCAAGAAACUCCACCAGUGCCGACACUGCAACUUCAAAAACGCAGACCCUUUUGUCCUCAGUCGCCAUAUUUUGUCUGUCCACACCAAGGAGCAGCAGGCCUCCCCUGAAAGGAGCGAGGCCAAAAGGACAGAGACAAACGCUCCUGUGGCGGCUCCUAAAAAGGCUGCAUCUAGCGGCUCUGCUGCCGCCGGCCAGCCCGCUAGAGUGAGUGCAGCCAGCUUAGCCAGCAGCGUGACUGUGGUUAUUGGCAAAGGACAGAAAGAACGGAGAAUCUACCAGUGCCAGUACUGUGACUACAGCACGGGGGACGCUUCGGGAUUCAAGCGACACGUUAUUUCUAUCCACACUAAGGACUACCCGCACCGCUGCGAGAUCUGUUCUAAAGGAUUCCGGCGACCGUCGGAAAAGAACCAGCAUAUCAUGCGCCACCACAAAGACGUGGUCCAGGCAGAGUGAUAAGACUGUGUGACUAUCACACACCAGCCACUGCACCACUAACCUUGAAAUCAUGUGGCGCUUAUGCUGCACUUAGCCUGUCCUCUUGUUUACUUCUCUUUUACAUGGUCAGCCUCUGAGUCUCAUCACAUGUAUACACAUGUACAUGUACAUAACACAACGCUCUUGGGGAGCAGCAGAACAGUAGACUUGCACUUUGAACCGCAUGCUCCAUGCUGAAGGACAGUUUGCAUGGCAGAUAGUGCAAAUGUCUGUUUUCAUGACACACUCGUUUUUCAUUUUGCAGACCGCAAUCACAAAACGGAAGUCUCCAUAUUUUAAUUACCAAACCGAUCACAGCACUUGACAACCCAGUAAAGGUGAAUGCAAUUAUCAUAAGGUGUAUACUAUUUAUGUGCGAGUGACAUAUAACAAGCAUCUCUUGUGCUUCCUGGUGCUCAAACCGCCACCUCUGUAACAUAUUGUGACAAAAUACACAAGGACUCUUGUGUACAUCUCACAAUCCAGUCACACUUUAGAAUCAAACUAAAGAAACCAUGGGCAGACCUUCCUGGAUUUUGCAAUGAUGCAAAUUUUCCACACAUUUUGGCCUAUCAAAUUUGACCCUGAGCAGUGCUAAAAUGCGCUCAAUUGUCAAAUCCGGAAGAGAAACGUUUAUCGCAACAUUUUAUUGUCCUCUCUUCCUUACUUUUAUUAACGGAGAUAUGGACGUGUGAUAAUAAUUUCUCAUUGUUUCUUACAACAAAUCCCCCUGGUCAAGAUAGCGUUCAACAGUUCCUCAAUGUUGUCAAUAAAGCAAUGUGUUGGAACAUGAACAAAAGUUUAUGAUUGACUACUUCUCAACUGUAAGAAAUACACAGAAAAGGUGUGCAACUUGUGGAUAAUAAGCGGCCUUUGGUGGUGCUGUUUUUUGUAAUAAUUACAGUCGGGAAUCUUUUGCCACCUCACGAUUCGAUUAGGAAAAAUCUAUUAUUGAUGCAUCUUUAAUUUAUGUAUAUUGAUGCAGUUUAAAGGAGAACUGCACUUUUUGGGGGGAAUUUUAUCUAUUGUUCACAAUCAUUAUGUGAGACAAGAAGACCAAAGUUUUUUUUUUCCCCGGCUUUCUAACAUCUUCAAAUCGGCUCGUUCUAGGUGGCUAGCAAUGCAGCUAAUGGGAGCAAUCAAUUCUACCUCUAAAUCACUUUAAGAUUGCAUUCAAACAAUACUUCAUUCAUGUUCAGUAACCUGUAUAAUAACCAAAUUGAAGUGACAUUGUUAUUGUAAGAGCGAACACUGAGGAACUCUUUUUCUAUCGUAGUUAAACAUCGGCAUGCUUCGGUAUUAGCCGUAAAAGCUAACUACGGCAAGAGAUAAGCUAGCUUCUACAACAACUCAAAACAUGUUUGAAUUUGUAAUGCUCAACACUGCGAUACGACACCAAUUUGUACUGACUGAAAAACAUGAACACUCAUAUUACAGUAUCUGUAAAGUAUUAGCCCAUAUUUCAUGUUUUGUUUGUACACAGCUAAGCUAGCCAGACAGCAUAUGUACUGCAGUUGUACUAACAAAAAUGGCGUGCCGCGUGUAUCAUGAUCAAUAUUGUAGAGACUGACUCGAUGGACAGUUGUUUGUCUGGUCCAGCUGGCCAGGGACGUUUCCUUUUGAUUUAAGGGUAAGCAAUCCAUUUAUGUAGAAAUAGCUUGGCUCCAAGUUCCAUAUUUAUAGCAUCAAAAUUUCUUUCAUCCCCCUCUCCCGGCUUCUGUCUGCGCCAACGUCUCACUCUUCCUUUGUGCUCGCGUUUAUAAGCAGCAGUAUAUUUAGCUUCAAAAGUAUAAGGUUGUAAAUUCUCAAUUGUUCGGAAAUAGUCGUCUUUGUUGUCUGUUGCCAAGUCUGCCAUGAUUAAAACACACACACGUGUUUUAUUCCGGAAGUAGGAACACACACGUUGCCAGAAGUCGAAAGUGCGCUACUACGGAAACAGAAAUCAAUGCACGGAAGAAAUCAGUCUCAGAAGUGAUUAAAAUGAUCCAAAUAUGGUAAAUAUUGAACAUAUUAAAUAUUGCUAUGAACAUGUCUGUUACUACAUUAUAUAUAGACUUGCAGUGUGUAUAAACAACGUUAAUGGAGUUUUUUGAAGUUGUUUUAGAGGGCUAUAAAGGUUACAAUAGUGACUCCCAUUAGACCCAUUUUCAAGCGUUUUUUACCUUUAAAAUCGUAAAAUAAAAAUCAUCUGUGUUCUCGUCUCUCAUAAUUAUUGUGAACUAUGGGCAGAAUGACAAGAAAAAGUGCAGUUCCAGUUUAACAUUUCUUAGUAGGCGUUUAUCACUUUUCACAUAUCAGUAACAUCCUGGAGGGACUCUGCCGAUAAUCACUCCAUGUGAUGCCAGUUGCUCAACAAAAGCCAUCUGCAUUAUCUGACAGUAUUGAUUUUUGUUGUAAUUUCAAACCUUUUUGACUGGAUGUCAUAAAAAAGCUUGUAUUUUUCUUAUAAAUAGGCAAAUGUUGGAUUGAAGUAAUGACCUAAUUGUUAUAUUCAGUUAACCAAUAUUCUCAUACCAAACUGUGGCCCCACUCAGAUCCAUGGACACUAACUAUGUGGUGCCCCUAAAAACUGAAGUGUGUUUUUACAAACUUCAUGCCAGAAGGGAAAAAUGUAAAUGUCUUCACAAGUUGCAAAGACCAGUGCUGAUGGUAAACUUUUUUUGUUUUUUUUUACAUUUUUCUUAUUUUUGUUUUUCUCUUCAUCUGUGAUGAUUAGGUUUUUUAUAUAUAUUUAUUUCAUUUAUAAGUUGUUGUAUAGCUAUGUGUCACUAGACUUCUAUGGGACGUAAAUUAUUGUUUUGUAUACAAAUCUGUACAAAGCGUGUAGAUGUAAACACUUGAUGAAAGUGAGCUGUGUUGUUCUGGAUGUGUAUGUCACUGUAUUUGUUUUUUAAAAAGGUAAUAAAAAAGACCC
Entelurus aequoreus (snake pipefish) is the source of this 5411-nucleotide messenger RNA. RefSeq names its product zinc finger Y-chromosomal protein. The transcript has 7 exons. NCBI's taxonomy places the organism in Eukaryota, Metazoa, Chordata, Actinopteri, Syngnathiformes, Syngnathidae. Gene Ontology annotation, cellular component: nucleus. Gene Ontology annotation, molecular function: DNA-binding transcription activator activity, RNA polymerase II-specific; RNA polymerase II cis-regulatory region sequence-specific DNA binding; metal ion binding. Bases 380 to 2476 code for a protein of 698 amino acids. The record is from RefSeq and is a predicted model, not a curated record. Gene Ontology annotation, biological process: regulation of transcription by RNA polymerase II.